Messenger RNA from Trichomycterus rosablanca, 3377 nucleotides. RefSeq names its product interferon-induced GTP-binding protein Mx1-like. The transcript is spliced from 13 exons. Gene Ontology annotation, molecular function: GTPase activity; microtubule binding; GTP binding. Gene Ontology annotation, biological process: defense response to virus. Lineage: Eukaryota; Metazoa; Chordata; Actinopteri; Siluriformes; Trichomycteridae. The record is from RefSeq and is a predicted model, not a curated record. Bases 68 to 1960 code for a protein of 630 amino acids. Gene Ontology annotation, cellular component: nucleus; cytoplasm; microtubule.
AGAGAAGCUGUGCUAAACUUUCUGUUUCCAUAUCUACCUUGUUUAGUAAUAGAGGAGCUUGUUCAACAUGAGUGUGAGUCUGAGUGAGCAGUAUGAGGAGAAGGUGCGGCCCUGUAUUGACCUGAUAGACUCUCUGCGGGCUCUGGGUGUGGAGAAGGACCUGGCACUGCCCGCUAUAGCCGUGAUCGGUGAUCAAAGCUCGGGCAAAAGUUCAGUACUGGAGGCGCUGUCUGGGGUGACACUGCCCCGCGGGAGUGGUAUCGUGACUCGAUGUCCACUGGAGCUGAAGAUGAAGAGGAGCGAGGAUGAGGAUGUGUGGCACGCAAAGAUCAGGUACCAAAAUCACGAGGCAGAGAUUAAAGAUCCAGCAGACGUGGAGCAAAUGAUCAGAGAGGCUCAAAAUGAAAUAGCCGGCGUCGGCGUCGGCAUCAGUGACGAACUCAUCAGUCUAGAGGUGACGUCGUCAGACGUUCCUGACCUAACGCUUAUCGAUCUGCCUGGCAUUGCCCGCGUAGCGGUAAAAGGGCAACCUGAGAACAUCGGGGAACAGAUCAAGAGGCUGAUCUCAAAGGUCAUCGCAAGGCAGGAAACCAUCAACCUGGUGGUGGUGCCGUGUAACGUGGACAUAGCCACCACCGAAGCACUGAAGAUGGCACAGGAAGUUGAUCCAAAAGGCGAGAGAACCCUUGGCAUCCUAACGAAGCCCGACCUGGUGGAUAAAGGCACGGAGGAGACGGUGGUGUCCAUCGUUCAUAACGAGAUCGUCAACCUGACCAAAGGCUACAUGAUCGUCAGGUGUCGAGGACAGAAGGAGAUCAAGGACCGGGUCCCUCUGAGCGAAGCCACUGACAAGGAGAAGGACUUCUUCAGAGAUCACCCGCACUUCAGCAUGCUGUAUGAGGAAGGUAAAGCCACCAUCCCCAAACUGGCUGAGAAACUCACGCAGGAACUCGUCCAUCACAUCGAGCGGUCUCUGCCGCGGCUGGAGGAGCAGAUCGAGAAGAAGUUGGCUGAAACUCAGGCCGAACUGGAGCGCUAUGGCUCCGGACCCCCCACAGAUCCAGAAGGGCAGAUCGCCUUUCUGAUAGACAAAAUCACAGCAUUCACUCAUGACAUUGUGAACCUGAUGACCGGAGAGGAGCUGAGGAACGUGCAACACUUUAACAUGUUCUCAGAACUCCGUUGUUACUUUGCACAAUGGAAGGAUCAAAUAGAUUCAUUUGGACAGAAGUUCAACCAAAGAUUUGAGGAUGAAGCGGGGGACUACGAGAUGAAAUAUCGAGGCCGAGAGCUCCUAGGCUUCAUCAACUACAAAACCUUUGAGAUGAUGGUGAAGGGGCAGAUCAAGCAGCUUGAGGAACCUGCCAUCAAAAUGCUAAAAAAGACCUCAGAGCUCAUUAGGAAACGCUUACUCCAGCUGGCUCAGAACAGCUUCGGGGGCUUCCCCGACCUCAUCAAAACAGCAAAGAACAAGAUGGAGAACAUAAAGCAGCUGAAGGAGACGGAGGCCGAGGCGACGUUGAGGACUCAGUUUAAGGUGGAGAUGAUCAUCUACACCCAGGACAGCAUAUACAGUAACUAUCUGAGUAAUAUAAAAAAUAAAGAUGAUCAAGAGAGCCUUAGGGCUUCUGCAGUUCUGCAAUCCAAACAGCUCAGUUCCAGUUCUUGGCUUAAAUACUAUGAUAACGAAGCUUCUCUUUGGGAACUGAUGCGCCACCUCAAGUCCUACUACGACAUCGUGAAUAAGCGUCUGGCUGAUCAGCUGCCGCAGCUGGUGAUGUAUCUGCUGCUGCAGGAGUUGGCCACGCAGCUGCAGAGAGAAAUGCUUCACCUCGUCCAGGAUAAAAACAACAUCGAGCAGCUGCUGAAAGAAGACCGCGACAUCGAAAACAAGCGCACCAACCUGGAGCGCCGCGAGAAGCGUCUGAAGGAGGCCCGCAGCUACCUGUUCAAGUUUUAGGAUCCAUCGUGUGGUCACGUUUAGGGCCCGUGUUGGUUACUGGAUUGUGUUUGUUACAGGCUCAAUGAAUGUUGCGAUCGACACAAAAAAUUAGUUACGGUUUUGAGAAUAAAGUCGAAAUGAGGGAUGUUGAGGAUUUGGUAAAGUUCUGCAUAUGUAUUGGUUUAAAAAUUAAAACCUCCUGCACAUCAGCACCAGUGUGUUAAAAGCUUGGCAAGAAACUGCAUUUAUUUAGAAGAAGCAGACAACGUUUGUUGAAUCCGAAUUUGCCGGUCGUGGCGUCUGAGCUAUGAUGCUCCCUUUCGGCCCUGCUUCUCUAAAAUGGCAGCCUUAUGAUUCUAUGGUCAUCCUCCACAUUUCUGUCCAUAACAUUUCAACUUUAUUUUCAAAAUCAUUUCCACUUUACUCUCUAAAUCAAAAAUGAACAGUGGCCCUAAUAUGCUGUGGUAGUAUUAAUCUGUAGCUGCUUUAUUAUUGCUGUAAAGCUACAACUGUUUUACACAACAACGAUAUCAAUGUUACAUAUCUAUCAGUAUUCAUCUGACUGUAUCUGAUAUUAAAGGUCAGAUGUAGCUGUUAUUAAAGAUAUAGUAUAGUGCAGGGGUGCACAAUUACAUUACACAAAACAUACAAGGGAAACUGGGACUGUUGUGGAGGGCUGGACCAACAGGCUAAACCUGAUUGUGCUCAAUAUUAAUUGAAUCUGUUUAUAUAAUACAAUCCUGUUUUUUUAAUGUUAGGGAUAAUUUUUGUUUCUUAUUUUUUCUCGGCUUGUCAUCAUGUCAGCCGUUCUGUUGAGUAUUAUUUGUGUAAUGUUUGGUGACACCACUGACUGACGUUACAUGACUUAAGAUUUGGCAGUAUUUACUUUCGCUUGCGGGUUGUUGGUUUCGUAAAAACAUUUCCUAAAAAUGUUGAGGGUUUAUCGGGAAACAUUUGUUUAUUGGUGAAUUAACUGAAGUAAAACAUCAUAUCAAUCUGUCGUUCUUGUUAGCAUAUGACUACUAAACUGUAUUUUUUUCGAAAAUUAGUGACCAUGAAGUUCGUGAACCUGGUUUCAGUGCCAGAAGUGACACGUUUCCACCAAAAAAGGCAAAACUUACAAGCAAAGCAUUUAACAACGAGUGGUUAUCAGACCCAUAAUUAAAAGACUGGAUAAGAUUGGACAGGACAUAUGGAAUAAAAGACACAAUGUUUAAUCAUGUCAACAAAUGAUUGUUUGACUGUUUUACAAAAGUAUUUUUGUCAUAAAGAAACAUGCAGUUGUUAGUUCUGAGGUUUGAACUUAGUUUUCUUAAUCUGGGUUUUUCUGGGGUUUUUUUUACUUAAGAAAUUUGUGCUGUUUUUUUUUUUUUUAAAGUCCAGUAGCAACACUGGUUAAAAUGUGAACAGAAGAAUAAUAAAGAAAGCAAUGUUA